UUCCUCCCUAUAAUUUGGAAUGUGAGUGGAGGGGAGUCAUAGUUCUCCCUGAGUGAGACUUGCCUGCUACCCUGGCACCUGGUCCUGUCCUGUUCUCCAGCAUGGUGUGUCUGAGGCUCCCUGGAGGCUCCUGCAUGGCAGCUCUGACAGUGACACUGAUGGUGCUGAGCUCCCCACUGGCUUUGGCUGGGGACACCCGACGAGGUCGCCCGUGUGACCGGAUCCUUCGUGUCCCCACAGCACGUUUCUUGGAGCAGGGUAAGUCUGAGUGUCAUUUCUUCAAUGGGACGGAGCGGGUGCGGUUCCUGGAGAGACACUUCUAUAACCAGGAGGAGCUCGUGCGCUUCGACAGCGACGUGGGGGAGUACCGGGCGGUGACGGAGCUGGGGCGGCCUGACGCCGUGUACUGGAACAGCCAGAAGGACUACCUGGAGCAGAAGCGGGGCCAGGUGGACAACUACUGCAGACACAACUACGGGGUUGGUGAGAGCUUCACAGUGCAGCGGCGAGGAGCACGGUCUGAAUCUGCACAGAGCAAGAUGCUGAGUGGAGUCGGGGGCUUUGUGCUGGGCCUGCUCUUCCUUGGGGCCGGGCUGUUCAUCUACUUCAGGAAUCAGAAAGGACACUCUGGACUUCAGCCAACAGGACUCCUGAGCUGAAGUGCAGGUGACCACAUUCAAGGAAGAACCUUCUGCCCCAGCUUUGCAGGAUGAAAAGCUUUCCCGCCUGGCUGUUAUUCUGCCACAAGAGAGGGCUUUCUCAGGACCUGGCUGCUACUGGUUCAGCAACUGCAGAAAAUGUCCUCCCUUGUGGCUUCCUCAGCUCCUGCUCUUGGCCUGAAUUCCCAGCAAUGAUGGCAGCGCCUCAUCUUCAACUUUUGUGCUCCCCUUUACCUAAACCCUAUGGCCUCCCGUGCAUCUGUACUCACCCUGUACCACAAACACGUUACAUUAUUAAAUGUUUCUCAAAGGUGGAGUUAAA
Molecule: messenger RNA, 981 nt
Organism: Mandrillus leucophaeus (drill)
Lineage: Eukaryota; Metazoa; Chordata; Mammalia; Primates; Cercopithecidae
Product: HLA class II histocompatibility antigen, DRB1-4 beta chain-like
Exons: 5
Coding region: 102-659 (185 amino acids)
Biological process (GO): peptide antigen assembly with MHC class II protein complex; immunoglobulin production involved in immunoglobulin-mediated immune response; immune response
Cellular component (GO): lysosomal membrane; MHC class II protein complex; late endosome membrane
Molecular function (GO): MHC class II protein complex binding
Source: RefSeq, a predicted model, not a curated record